CAUUGUCAUUGCCAUCCACUUCUUCCACAUUGACUACAAUCGAGUCUUCCAUGAAAUGCAAUGCAUUUCCACUUCAGUUACCAUUUAAUAAUAUGCCGACUCUUAAGAUGACAAACGCUUAUCGCCGGCGAAGGCGUCGUAAGCGUAAUAAAAACAAGCGAUUAAACCAAUUGUAUGAACAAAAUAGCGUUUUUAGUAACAGUAAUGAGACAAACCUUCAAAUGAGAGUUAAAAGUAUUGUGAGUUUGAAAGAGACGCACAAAUUGGCCGAAUUGAACCACAAGAAGAACGAUAAUCUGAAGAAUGCGUUGAGAAUCAGUACACAGUUUAUUGAAGGCUCGUCUCUCGACCCGACCCGUAAGGCAAAGGAGGCGGCGGCCAAAGAGGCCCUCAAACAGAAACAGUACGCUAUUAUUCCCGACUCUCCCAAACAAAUUGAGCCCAAAGUUGACAAAAUUGAGACUAAAAGCAAAGACAAGAAGAGUAAAAGUGAUAGAAAAAAGAAAUCACACAAAAAACAUUCUUCACGUAAAGAUAGUUCAGAAUCUGAGAGCGAAUCUGAUAGCGAUUCCGAGAGUUCUUCCCGAAAGAAAUCCCGAAAUAAGUCCUCAAAAUCGAAACGCAGUCACAAUAAAGAGAGUAAAAAGAGUAGUAAACGAAGUCGAGGACACAAGUCGUCCUCAAAACGGAGUAAAUACAGCGAUUCGUCGUCUGAUUCCGACUCCGAUUCGGACGACUCCAGAAGUAGUAGUGAUAGCGAGAGUUCCGAUAGUUCUUCUAAUAACAGUUCUCAUUACGAUUCUCGAAGUAAUCGUAAAAAUAGCGACUCUAAGAGUGACCGCCAUAGGAGACGAUCUCCUUCUUCCGGAUCGGAUCGAAACCACAAAACCAAACCGUAUUCCGAGUCAAAGGUAUGUCUCAAUUAAACGAU
Molecule: messenger RNA, 931 nt
Organism: Medioppia subpectinata
Lineage: Eukaryota; Metazoa; Arthropoda; Arachnida; Sarcoptiformes; Oppiidae
Source: the annotation of a GenBank genome assembly